UGCUCUGGCACCUCCCUGCAGUGCCAGCUCUCAAUCGCACAGGGGACCCAGGGCCCGGCCCCUCCAUCCAGAAAACUUAUGACCUCACCCGCUAUCUGGAGCACCAACUCCGAAGCUUGGCUGGGACCUACCCGCUCUGCCGAACACUGCUGCCUUCUUGAACUCCUCUCCUUGGUCUCUGCACUCUUCUGGCCAACUCUGCCUCUGCAGCCUGGCCUCCUGGCUCCUGACAGCUCUUCUUCCUCUCUCCCUGCCCUGUGGUGGCACUCUCCCGAGGUCUGCCCUCUCAGCCGAUCAGCACGUCCUUCCUGAGCGCUGCCUGCGUGGUUUUCUCUUUCUACCUCUCUCUGUAGAAGAGUUCAUCACCCCACUGCUUCAGCUGUCACUUCCAUGCAGAUGACAUUCCUGUUGAAGAAACUUAGGGGAUGCCCAUGAACAGCAAGGCCUAGGAUGGAGACAGGGCCAGUGUCAGGGACCAGGAGAAUAGACUCUGGGGGCAGCAAUCUCCCUGUUCUGCUCGCCUCCUUCCCCAUCGCCCUCUCCUUUCCACAGCUGAACUACUUGGGCCCCCCCUUCAAUGAGCCUGACUUCAACCCACCUCGGCUGGGGGCAGAGACUCUGCCCAGGGCCACUGUCAACUUGGAAGUGUGGCGAAGCCUCAAUGACAAAUUGCGGUUGACCCAGAACUACGAGGCCUACAGCCACCUCCUGUGUUACUUGCGUGGCCUCAACCGUCAGGCCGCCACAGCAGAGCUACGCCGCAGCCUGGCCCACUUCUGCACCAGCCUCCAGGGCCUGCUGGGCAGCAUCGCAGGUGUCAUGGCCGCUCUGGGCUACCCAUUGCCCCAGCCUCUGCCGGGGACUGAGCCCACCUGGGCCCCUGGCCCUGCCCAUAGUGACUUCCUCCAGAAGAUGGACGACUUCUGGCUGCUGAAGGAGCUGCAGACCUGGCUGUGGCGCUCAGCCAAGGACUUUAACCGGCUUAAGAAGAAGAUGCAGCCUCCGGCAGCUGCGGUCACCCUGCACCUGGAGGCCCAUGGCUUCUGAUCUCUGACCUUUACCACCUCCUCUUUUCCCCUCCGCCUCUCCAAGCCCUGCUCCCACUCUGGGAGGGUGAAACCUGUAUGCCAACACUUGUUGAGCCAGGAGGCAGAUGGUGGGAGUUCUGGUCCUUCCGGCCUUGGCGGGGGUAUGGUGCAAUAUGUCCUGUCCCCUGCCCAGCUCUGGGAGUCCUACGGGUCUGGAGAAGAGAUGCAACAGGCACCAUCCUGUUUCCGUGGAGGUUACGUUCAAGGGAGUUGAAUGGCUCAAGUGGGUAAAAAGGCUCCCACCACCUCUUGCUUGCUGCCACCACCUGCCAGUGCCCACCAGCCCCUCGUCUGGGCAGGAGUGAGGGCCACUGUAGCAUGUGCCCUUCUGGAGAGAAGUCUCUUGGCUGGUGAUGCUCUCCCACCCCAUAACUCCAUAUCCAAGUUCAGGAAACCAAAAAGCAACAAGUCUAAACAAGAAGAGAUGGGGUGAAAAUGGAAGGGGUGGGUCUGCACUGGAGGUGGCCUGCAACCAGAAGAGUAAUACUGAAGGGGAGCGGCUGCCAGGUAGUCAGUGACAUGGGGGCAAACAGCAGCAUGCUGAACGGCGGGACCUUGCCUUGAGUUUCCCUGCCGGCAUCGUGUUGCCUCCUCUCUGCCCCUUGCCAGGGUGUCUGUGGUUGCCCAGGCUGGGAGGGUGGCCACAGCCACAGCCAUGGGGUUUCCUGAAAGUUUACAUUGCCGUAGCAUUGCAGGGUAUGGGGACAGGUCCCCCAGGCCCUGCCCCCAGCCCCACCCACUCAUGACUCUUAAGUUUGUGGUAUUAAUAUUUAUUUAUUUGGAGAUGUUAUUUAUUAGAUGAUAUUUAUUGCAGAAUUUCUAUUCUUGUAUUAACAAAUAAAAUGCUUGC
Sciurus carolinensis (gray squirrel) is the source of this 1938-nucleotide messenger RNA. It is a transcript of the gene Clcf1, whose product is annotated as cardiotrophin like cytokine factor 1. The transcript has 2 exons. Lineage: Eukaryota; Metazoa; Chordata; Mammalia; Rodentia; Sciuridae. The record is from RefSeq and is a predicted model, not a curated record. The coding region runs from base 451 to 1047 and encodes 198 amino acids.